UAUCUAAAUAUUAUCUAGGCUUGGGGAGGAAAGGGUUUUCAACGUACCUGCUUGGGUUUGAAGAAAGCCGGGUCUUGCACUGCUUUGGGGUUAGAAAGAAGCUUGGGGUCAGUUAGCUAGGAGAGGAGGGAGGGAGCCAACUAUCUCUGUUGGGCCAAAUUAAACUGGGAACUAGGCCUGUCGAGCCCAUUAAAGAAGGUCCUUGCAGGAGUGGGGCCAGAGGACAGAGCAGGAGGGGUGCUGGGGCAACUUCUGUGGUCCAGGUUGGAGUCUGGAGGGACAUACAGGGCAUCCCUUGGUUUACCUUUGAUGCCUUAAGAGGGAGCCCUUUAGACCUUCCCGUGUUUGGCAUCUCCAAGCCUGGUGGCUAUCCUGGGGACAGUGGCAGGAGGAAGAUAAAAUUCCUGGGAUAGACUGCACCUGCAAGAGGCUGGGGGCACCCCAGUCCAAAGGUGAAGACUGGUGUCUCUGCUGAUCCUACCCCUUUUCUCCUUUCCCGGCCCAGCCCCUCCCUCAUUGAGGCCCUCAGGCCCCAGCGAUUCCAGCCAGGGGAGGGCUUGGGCUUGAGGAGGCCGGGCAGCUCUGGGCCCCAAACCGGUUUUCCCACCUCCCCUGGGGCUGGCACAUCGCCGCCGCUGUGGUUCCCUCCCCACCACUUCCUUUCAGUUCCUCUCUCCACCCUGGAAUGUUAAGCGGGGGAUGUCUAGGUCUUUUGUCCCUUGCCUGCCCUGGGUGUGGUCUCUUCUAGAAAGGCAAGGCCACUAUGUAUGACUUUAAAACAAGAAGGUAGGGUGACACUUCCACACUUGGCCUUCCACACUCCCGGCACUCAGAUUUACCCUGUAGGCCUUGAAGACAGUGAAACUAAGGGAUAGCAAAAAGGAGUUGGGAUUCUCCUUACCGUCAUCCCCCAUCUCCAUCUGAGCUGUGGAGGAGGAAACAAGAAAGUCUUAAGGAAGCUCAGCCUACCCCCGCCACCGCCCCCCGCCCCGCCUGCUCUGGAGUAAGGGGGGAGCAGUAGUCUUCUCCCUGUUCAACUCGGUCCCUCACCUCAAAUACCAACAAGGCAAAUCAUUUCCAUUUGUCUCCUCUUCUGCUGGAACUGAGGUCAUCUCGUUAAUGAUAGCACCAACUGAUGUUAAUAGGGCCCUUGCUAUGUGCCAAGUGCUGUGCUAAGCACUUUAGGUGCUCACAAUUCCCCUAUAAGGUAGGUAAAACCAUGAGAAAACAGGCACAAAGAGGUCCAGUAAUGUGCCCAAAGCCACAUUGCUAGUCUUUGGUGGAAGCAAGCUUUCUUCUCUGGCUGACCCUAGAAGUGCCUCUUUACUGCUACUCUGUGUCCCUUCACUAAGGAAGGACCCAUAUCCCUAACCCUUCUACAUGGAGUGCUCUUUUGAAAUGGAACUGGCUACUGAAAUCCAUUUCUAACCCAUGGAAGAAUAGCUCUUUGGAGGGAGAUGAGGGCUUGUAGAAGUGUCUACAGGAGCUCCCCAAGCUUUUACUCCCAUACCCCCAGUCCCCAUACAAAUGCAGAUCUGUAAAUACGCUUCCCAUUUUCCUCCCUACUACCCCAUUGGGACAAAUAGGCGAGAACCAUUCCCACUUCACAAAGGAGGAAAUAGGGUUAAGUAGUUAAAUAACCUGCCCAAGGCACUGGCCUUGAGCCCUAGUAUUCUCCCUGGGAAUCUGGGUGACAUACUAAAUGCCCUACCAGGACACUGCUGGGAAGGGCAGUAGCAGUGAGGGCCCUAAUAGCACAGAGCUCUGAGGAGGGACCUAGCAAGGUGGCACUGUCACACAGCCUAUCACACAAUCCAGGUGGGAAGCAGCUGAUGAUUAACAGUGGACGCCCAGAUAAAGCUGACAAACACUGGGAUGCUGCCUUCACUUGGGACUGAUCGCUAAAGGAUCCAGAAGGGGAAUCCCAGCCCUGGGGAGGCUGGUGCAGGGAUUCUGAGGGCCUGGUUGGCUUUGACAGGUUUCAGAGUGGGCCGGUGGCUAAUCAGGUGGCGUUGGGCGCAGAUACUGGGAAGACAAGGCCAUCUAAACGCCUUUUCAAAGCUGGGGCCUGAGAGUAAGUAGAGAGAGAAAACUACAACUCCCAGAAACCCCUGCUCCCCGCCCCGCCAAGGAUAGUUGCUAUGGUUUCAGAAAACAAUAUGGCUGCUCCCAGCUGGGAGGAGAAUCUCUGGAUGGGAGAGGCAGAGGCAGGUCUGGUCGCCCUCAGUGGCGAGAGAAGAGGCGCCUGAGGUUGGGGCUGGACGCUGCACGGCUGGAACGGCCUUGCCUUGCCGAGGGUGCCGAUGGCGGGCAGCGUGGACGAGGAGGCGCUGCACCAGCUCUACCUGUGGGUAGACAACAUCCCUCUGUCCCGACCCAAGCGAAAUCUCUCCAGGGACUUCAGUGACGGAGUCCUGGUUGCAGAAGUCAUCAAGUUUUACUUCCCCAAGAUGGUGGAGAUGCACAAUUAUGUCCCUGCCAACUCCCUCCAACAGAAGCUCAGCAAUUGGGGUCACCUAAACAGGGCUGCACCACUUCCUUCUCCUCCACGCCCCUCACUUCAUACCCCCGAGACCCAGUCCGCCAUCCCGGUGCCUAUCUCCCAGGAAGGUGCUGAACAAACUGAACUUCUCGGUACCGGAGGAUGUGAUGCGCAAGAUCGCGCAAUGCGCGCCGGGCGUGGUGGAGUUAGUGCUCAUUCCGCUGAGGCAGCGCCUGGAGGAGCGGCAGAGGCUCAGGAAGCAGCGCACCAGCUCCUUACAGGAGCUGGCUCCCCAGGAUGGCACUGGCUACGUGGAUGUGGGUUUGUCCCAGAAGGCCCGAGGGGAAGGUGCCCCAGACCCCCAGGGAGGGGGGCAGCUCAGAUCGCUGAAAAAGAGCAGGAGCUGUUGGCCUCGCAGGAGACCGUGCAGGUCCUGCAGAUGAAGGUGAGGCGCUUGGAGCACUUGCUUCAGCUCAAGAACGUGCGCAUCGACGACCUCUCCCGGCGGCUCCAGCAGGCAGAGCGUAAGCAGCGGUGAGCGGCUGCCCGGGCCGCGCGGGGACGCCCCAGUACCCGCCAGAGCCCAGACACCGCGACCGACGCACCCACCGACCUACUGACGGACGAUUGGGCGGGCAGAGCCAGCAGCUCCAAUGAGCCUCCUGGGGAGCCAGCGCACCCUCCCUUGGGAUGAGGGCGAAUAUGGGGGCAGGGGCAGUGAGGCAGGCGCCUUCAGAGCAGAGCCCCUGGACUGAGCCACCUCCUUCCACUCCACCCGGGUCAGGAAAAUGGACCGCUUUCCAGAACCCAGAAGCCACGUGCAGAGACCUCUCAUGUUCCCCAAAGCGGUGCCCAACACCAGGGACUCCGCCUUGGUGCUCCCUGCCCUGGGCCUUGGGGGGCGGUGCCCCGGCUCGGUCCACACCCCUAGAAACAGGUCCCAGCCCAGCUCUGAGGACCGCGGCAUCUCCAUCCAGCCUAGUUCUCUGUGCUCUGGGCCGUGGGGAAAGCUGCCCCAGGCAGCUGAGGGUGACCCUUGCCUUUCCUGGGAGCUCAUCUGGGACCCAACUCGAGGAUGGAGAACACAGCAGCUGGAGAAGAAGGGGUGAGGAAUAGGUUCAGCCGGGAGUGGGGAAGACAUGGGCUGUGUCUGUCCCAAUCACCCUCCCCUCCUGUGGGGGGACCUUUGAGAAUGCUUGGGAGAUAUGGGAUCACACUGCCCCCAUUAAAGAAAUUGUGCUAUCUUUCCAGCAACUGCCUUCUCUCUGUCCAGAUUUUUUGCCCCUCUUAAUGCUGCACUCCCCCACCACCCCCCUUUUGAGUGAAAGAGCCUUGUAGGCCCAGAGUGGGUCUCACCUUGUGGGCACCUGGUCCCUGGGUGGCCACUGCCUGGUAGGUUGAUGAUAUCACAGGGGUUAGAUCUUGUGCACUAGAACAGCCUGACUUUUAACUCUGGCCUUAGACUGACCCCCAAACCCACCCUCACAGAAUCCCAACACUGUCCAAACCCAACUCCAAACCUAGGCUUCACAUUCUCCCCAAGUGUAAACACACCCUCACACUCACCCUCAACCCUGUCCAUGGAGUGACCCCCAAAUCUGUCCUCUGUAUGACUCCCAACCCCGCUGACAGACUGUUCCCUAAUUCUAUGGACUGAAGCCAAGCUUGACUCUCAACCUGACCAAGACACUCUGGCCAUGAUGUGACCCUGAUAAUUUACUGACUACUAGUAACAUUCAGAGACCCCACAAUUCUAUUCCUACACAUAUAUUCAGCAUAUACCUCGGGGAAACUUAAGCUCUUGUGUUCUGUAUUCUGCCACACCUGUAUAGCAAUG
Messenger RNA from Mirounga angustirostris (Northern elephant seal), 4319 nucleotides. It is a transcript of the gene SPEF1, whose product is annotated as sperm flagellar 1. Gene Ontology annotation, molecular function: microtubule binding. Gene Ontology annotation, cellular component: axoneme. NCBI's taxonomy places the organism in Eukaryota, Metazoa, Chordata, Mammalia, Carnivora, Phocidae. Gene Ontology annotation, biological process: regulation of cytoskeleton organization. Bases 2304 to 3020 code for a protein of 238 amino acids. The transcript has 7 exons. The record is from RefSeq and is a predicted model, not a curated record.